CGCAGAGCUGUCCUUUCCGCGGCGCGGUCCCCGUCUGCUGAGUAGACGCUGAAGGCCACCAUGCAGCUCUUCAUCCACGCUCAGUCCCUCCACACCAUCGAGGUCUCCGGCACCGAGACCGUCGCCCAAAUCAAGGCGCGGGUGGCGGCGCUGGAGGGCGUCCCCCACGAGGACCAAGUGGUGUUGUUUGCCGGGACCCCCCCUGGACGAUGACGCUGUGCUGGACAGAGCCCCCUCCCCGAAUUCGCCACCCUCGAGGUCUCCACGCGCCUCCUGGGGGUACGUUUAGGGGAGGGGGCUGGGAAAGUCCAUGGUUCUCUUGCCCCCCCCCGUGCUGGCAAAGUGAGGGGCCAGACCCCCAAGGUUGCCAAGCAGGAGAAGAAGAAGAAGAAGACUGGGCGAGCCAAGCGGCGCAUGCAGUACAACCGCCGCUUCGUUAACGUCGUCCCUGGCUUCGGCAAGAAGAAGGGCCCCAACGCCAACUCCUGAACCCCCCGGCGACAGUAAACAGCAAUGAAAUUGGG
This is a messenger RNA of Gavia stellata (red-throated loon), 524 nucleotides long. It is a transcript of the gene FAU, whose product is annotated as FAU ubiquitin like and ribosomal protein S30 fusion. The transcript is spliced from 5 exons. The record is from RefSeq and is a predicted model, not a curated record. Gene Ontology annotation, cellular component: ribosome; cytosolic small ribosomal subunit. Gene Ontology annotation, biological process: translation. NCBI's taxonomy places the organism in Eukaryota, Metazoa, Chordata, Aves, Gaviiformes, Gaviidae. Gene Ontology annotation, molecular function: protein binding; structural constituent of ribosome.